AUGUCUGCCGUAGUGUGCGGAAAGAGAUCGAACAUCUUCGAGGAAUCACCGUCAUCGCCGCCUGUGUCAAAGAGAAUCCGUUGUUCUUCAUCUUCCUCUCCCGGUCGAACCCGCUCUCCUCCAAGGUCUGCCGCUUCCAAUUUCUUCAUCUCCCAUUCGUCUUCACCACUCGAUUAUCUCGUUGCUCUCUUUCCUGAUAUGGAAAAGCAGGUUCUAGAGAAAGCCCUUGAAGAUUCUGGUGAUGAUUUGGAUUCUGCUAUAAAAAGGCUGAAUGAGCUUCGUUUAGGUACUGCUGCAAUCAAACAUGGUGUUUCCCAGGGAAUUGAUGUCCAAUUUUCAGCUCAAGGUACAGCUGCAAAUAUUGGUGAGAGUUCUGGAGAGGAACCAUCCGCUGGAUGCAAUCUCCCCUUGGAUGGUGCAGAGUGGGUGGACCUCUUGGUUAGAGAAGUAAUAAAUGCUUCAAAUGUAAAGGAUGCAAAGAUGCGUGUGUCGCAAGCACUCGAGUUACUGGAGAAGUCCAUUUUUGCACAUGCAACUGCAUCUGCAUCUGCCCAAAAUAUGCAGAAGGAGAACAUGGUGCUAAAGCAACAGCUGGAAGCACUUAUACAGGAAAACACCAUUUUAAAGCGAGCAGUUUCCAUCCAGCAUGAGCGCCAGAAAGAGUUUGAGGAAAGAGGCCAGGAGUUGCAUCAGUUGAAGCAGCUGGUUUCUCAAUACCAGGAGCAGCUGAGAACUCUUGAGGUCAAUAAUUAUGCUCUGGCAAUGCACCUCAAGCAGGCUCAGCAGAGCAACUCAGUACCUGGGCGUUUUCACCCUGAUGUGUUUUAG
Messenger RNA from Fraxinus pennsylvanica, 828 nucleotides. NCBI's taxonomy places the organism in Eukaryota, Viridiplantae, Streptophyta, Magnoliopsida, Lamiales, Oleaceae. The record is from the annotation of a GenBank genome assembly.